Adineta ricciae is the source of this 720-nucleotide messenger RNA. Lineage: Eukaryota; Metazoa; Rotifera; Eurotatoria; Adinetida; Adinetidae. The record is from the annotation of a GenBank genome assembly.
AUGCACAAAUCGAGCGACAAGCAAAACUACGCACGAUUACAGAAAAAAAAACAAAGAACACUGUCUCAAGAUUCAUUUCAAUCAGAUCACUAUGCAAUCUUCACUGCUAUCAAUGAAUGGGAACGACAUUCGAUAGGUAAAAUUCAAUUAGCAGCCGAACAAGCUCGCAGUGAUUUCCAACGAUUACUCGACAAAAGACACGAUGAUAUUGUCAAUUUACUAAUCAAUAUGAAGAAUAGUGUUAGUCAAAAUUCGAUGGUAGAUAUGAGUUUAAAUCAUUUAACAGCGCAGUUGCAUCGAUUUCGUGAGGAAUUAUCGAGCUCAUCAUCAACAAUUUAUUUAGAACACGACAAGAGUCUGUCGCCAAUUCAUUUAAUUACACUUUCUUCGAAAGCAAACAAUGCAACAGCUAAGAACACACUAAAUGAUCUAAGAACGAUCAAUGUACCUGGAACACAACUUUUAACGUUAGGAAUGCUUUGUCGUAUGACACCAUUAGAACAAAAGCAAAUCUUAGGUGAACGGUUAUUUGUGCUUGUUCAACAAAUUGAGCCAAAAUUAGCAGCAAAAAUUACAGGAAUGUUUUUGGAAUUCGAUAUAAAAUAUGUGCUCCUCUUAAUCAAAUCCAACGCUACUCUAAAGGAGAAAGUCAAGGAAGCAAUCGACAUGCUGCGUGCUCGUCAACGGGAAGCAAGCUAUGAGAGUCAACCAAAGACUUAA